This is a messenger RNA of Laetiporus sulphureus 93-53, 1404 nucleotides long. RefSeq lists its product as uncharacterized. Bases 178 to 1191 code for a protein of 337 amino acids. NCBI's taxonomy places the organism in Eukaryota, Fungi, Basidiomycota, Agaricomycetes, Polyporales, Laetiporaceae. The record is from RefSeq and is a predicted model, not a curated record. The transcript is spliced from 9 exons.
UUCUGUAGCCUGCUUACUUCGGGCGUUGCACAAGAUAUCGUUGUGGCACCGUCAUUCUUCAUGAUGGCACGGAGCUCAGAGUUGUGGCGAUAGCGACUCUGUCCGAUAUCUCCUCAACGCAGUUUGUACUCCAGCUAGCUCGUUCUUGAUCGUGCAACCCUCAACACCGCCUUUGAUAUGUCGUUGUCUUUGGGCCGCUUGCGUGCGGAGGUAGUCUGCGGCGAUGUGCCGCUUUCGGCCUACAUGGUGGAAUUUGAAGACAGCAACCGUACGAUCGGCUGCUACAUAGCCAGUGAGGCAGGAAAGAGCUUCUCCAUCAAAGUGCACAACACUUCUGAGAAUAUGGACGUCGCUGUUGUUUUCUUCGUCGACGGGAUGCCUGUGGACACUGGAUUUCUCAGGCGCGGAAAAGAGGGAUCGUGCAUUGGCGUCCGCACGAUACAUGGUAGUGUGAAGAAGUUCGUCUUUACAGAGGUAACCGUUACUGGCGACGCCAAUCUUGCAAGCCCUGAUGAUAGUACCGCUUGGGAUCGACUGGGUUCUGUAGAAGUUCAGUUUUUCCGCGUCGAGGACUUGUCAACAUUUGACAACGCCACGUUCAUGACCGAGGUCGACUUGGAAAGGAUUGUCCACGAACGGAGCAACAAGGCAGGAACCCAUGUGGUGUCUCUCAGCGACGAGGUCAUGCAAGUUCCAAAACCAUCUCAUAGUGUCCGCUGGCUGGACACGGAACCAUAUUCGACAUUUCAAUUCCAAUACAUGCCCACAGCCAUCCUGCAGGAAUUGGGUAUAGCGCCACGAUCGACUCGGCGAAGCGUGUCGGUCGCAGAAGCGCCGCAGCCCGGUCCUUCUAAUACUCAACGUUCUUCAUCGGGCGAAGCAAGCUCGCGCCCUGCAAAAGUUGAUAAAGGCAAGGGACGCGCGGUAGAUCCUGUCCCCAACCAACCUCCCAAGAACGAGUCGCGUGCAGCCUCUUCUCAGGGCGACGAUGUCGGAUCAGAUAUAUAUGAUAUUUACGACAUCCCUUUGGACGAUGCGGGCGCGUUCGAAUACUAUGGUUUCAAGCUAUUACGUAAAACCGCACGAAAGCGUCGUAUGGACUCAGAGAAGAUACGAGAUAUUAACGAGAGGGUCCAGCUGAUAGAAGCGCUAAUGUAUCUCAACGGCUUGAUGGAGCUGAGCGACAACUGAUAGGCAAUGUCACUGGAGGGGCGCUUUAGAUACAUGUCGCAAGAUUAGUCCGAAUGUAUACACGAGCACGCAUUCGCCCUGUGAGAGAAGCCCCAGCGAUCGACAAGUCAGAAGUGGCAGUUCUGUACACUGACAGUGAAUUCUCUCCAUGUCCGUUGACUCUGUGUACAAUAUCAAGUUUUCUCUCGUCUCCAUCUAGAACAUUGAGAUCAC